This is a messenger RNA of Geodia barretti, 262 nucleotides long. Lineage: Eukaryota; Metazoa; Porifera; Demospongiae; Tetractinellida; Geodiidae. The record is from the annotation of a GenBank genome assembly.
UCAGUGCUCCAAACUGGGCUACCAUCAUAACUGGGAUGGGUCCUGAGGAGUCUGGUGUUUCAGAAAACUACUGGCUGCCACCAGACGGCCCACUCUCUAGGCCCGCUCUCACAUCUUCCCCCCACCAGUGGCAAGGGCAAGGUUGUUGUUGUCGCAAUAGGAAUAUACACGGCAUUUCUUGAAAGUUUACUUAUCGUACACAAAUAAUUUUCAACUCAGUUUGCACUAUGUGAGGAGGCUUCUUGUGUGCACACACCUACAA